CGGUUCAAAAUUUCCUAUAAAUUGCCUCAUUUGGAUUCACUCUUAUGCUCAUUCAUCAUUCCCUUCUUCAUUAUAUAAUUUCUUCAUGCAUAAUCCUCCCUGUUUCUUGAUCUUCUUCUUGCUUUUUGCUUCAACUUUCUGUCAUGGCAGUGACUUGACGACAGUUGAAGUUGUUGGAGUUGGAGAAUGUGCAGAUUGCUACAAGAAUAACAUUAAAACCAACCAUGCCUUCUCAGGGCUUAGUGUUAGCAUUGACUGCAAACAAAAAGAUGGAACAAUAGAAAGAAAAGGGGUUGCAAAGCUAGAUGAAGAAGGAAACUUCAAAGUCUUACUUCCAACUGAGGUUUUGAACAAAGAUGAAAAUUUGGAAGGAAAGUGCUUUGCACAACUUCACAGUGCUUCUUCUACUCCUUGUCCUUCUCACGAUGGCUCAGAAAUGGCUUCAAUGAUUGUAAUCAAAUCCAAAGAUAAAGGAAAACAAACAUUUGGUUUGCCUAAUGGAAUCAAAUUCAAAAGUGAAACUUGUGUUUCUGCCUUCUUUUGGCAUCAUUAUUAUCAUCACCCUCCUUUGCCUCCUUUCACUUUACCUGUUUUCCCUCCUCAUCCUCCUUUGUAUACCCAUCCCUUGUUCCCUCCUAAAGUUUCGGUACCUCCCCCCGUCCUCGAAAAGCCUCCUCCGGUCUACGAAAAGCCUCCACCGGUUGAAGAGAAGCCUCCACCGGUUGAAGAGAAGCCUCCACCAGUACCAGUUUACAAGAAAAAACCACAGAAGCCACCGGUUUACAAGCCAAAGCCACCGGUCUACAAGCCAAAGCCACCGGUCUACAAGCCGAAGCCACCGGUUUACAAGCCGAAGCCACCGGUGUACGAGCCAAAGCCACCGGUUUACGAGCCGAAGCCACCGGUUUACAAGCCAAAGCCACCGGUUUACAAGCCAAAACCACCUGUUUACAAGCCUCCAACACCACAAAAGCCAGAGUCUCCUCCAUAUUAUAAGCAUCCAUGGUAUAAGAUUCUCCCUCCAAUUUCAAAGCUUCCACCAUGUCCACCAGUUCCAAAGGUUGUUGUCCCUCCAAAGUACUAUUCUCACCCAAAGUUCGGCAAGAAAUUUCCUCCCCAGUCUCCUUCUGUUCCACACCUUAAUUAGAAGAAAACUAAAUACAUUUAGUUUAUAUGCUUAUUGAAGAUGAGUGUUAUCUAUGUUAUAGCACUUUAUAUAUAUAUAUAUAUUGAAUUCUUUGUCAUCUGUAAGUAUAGGGGAAUUUGUUUGAUGUUAUAUUAUAUUUGUAUAUUAGCUUCAAACUUUGUUGUUGUUGUUAUUGUAAUAAAGACUUCAAGUGGAGAUCAGAAGAAGAUCAAAGAAAUUCAGAGGGAGAGAUCAGAAAUGGUAUAUUGUGUAUGUAUUGAGUGUAAUAAUAAUUUGUUUUGUAUUGUAAAAGUUACAAAAGUGAGAUUGAAUUUGAAGGGUGUGGAUUAUGUUUGAGUUUAA
Messenger RNA from Cucumis melo (muskmelon), 1489 nucleotides. Its product is annotated as proline-rich protein 4-like. The record is from RefSeq and is a predicted model, not a curated record. Lineage: Eukaryota; Viridiplantae; Streptophyta; Magnoliopsida; Cucurbitales; Cucurbitaceae. The transcript has 2 exons. Bases 86 to 1147 code for a protein of 353 amino acids.